Molecule: messenger RNA, 168 nt
Organism: Rodentolepis nana
Lineage: Eukaryota; Metazoa; Platyhelminthes; Cestoda; Cyclophyllidea; Hymenolepididae
Source: the annotation of a GenBank genome assembly
AUGUUUAAAGCGUUUUACAAUUAUAUUUUGCGAAGACCUUCGGUUAUGUUUACCACAGCAGUUAUUUCGGCCUUUGGGUUUGAGAUAACUGUGGAUAAAGGUGUAGACAAACUGUUUGCAAGAGUUAAUAAAGGGGUGAGCUGUGAAUUUUUAUCAAUAAUUUUGUAG